AUGGUCAAUCCGAGCCGAGUGCCCAGUCUACUCCUGAUGGCAUCGUCAGCCCUUGCUUGGCAGGAAUGGUGUGGCUGGGUACCCAUCUCUGUACAGCAAGAGGUGGCAGGCUGCACAGAGGGAUCGAACACAUCUUUUGCAGGCAAGAUGGAAGGCUGCGUGGAGUGGUGCGAGUGGGUACCGGUACUUGGCUGGAUGUACGUCGAAGAGUGCAGCCUUUGCAUCAACAGCACAGUCAUCACCAACGUCACGGCCUCGAAGCCUCAGCCCAGGCCCAGAGGCCUGAAAACCAAGCGGUUGGAUGAAGUCUUUCCUGACUGGUGUCGGUGGCUGCCAUCUGCAUCUUUGAAGUUUGUCGGUGACUGCGCCGGCUACGGGCCUGACCAGAUUCCAACUGGUCCACAAUGUGCAAGCUGGUGCCAGUGGGUCCCACAGGCAUCCUGGUUCGACCCACCCGACUGCCGUGGAUGCCAGCCAGCUGGUCCGAGCGACAACGUAUCGAAAGAAGACGUCCCGCUUUGGUGCAACUGGGUUCCCCCACUUCUGCUGCAGUUUGUUGAUGCCUGUGCCAGCAGUGGAUCCAGCAUCCCUGCAGUGGCGGAAGGCUGCACCUACUGGUGCGUCUGGGUAUCGGGCCCUGCAUGGCACCAUGUGCAUGAGUGUCAUCGAUGCUCCAACGAGACCACGCAGAACAGCAGCAGUGCCAGCAAUGCCACAAACGGCACCCAGGAGGAAAGAGAAGAUGCUGUUGUGCCCCGCUACGGAACGGCCGGCCUCAAGGUGAAGCUUGCGGAUCCGCUCGCGGACCCUGACUGGUGUCGCUGGGUACCGGCCGCCUCUCUGGAGCAUGUUCCCGACUGCGCGGGCUACGGUGGGGACUCUGGGGAUCCCUGGCCUAAACCUAGUGCACCCCGACGCCAGUGCGAAAGCUGGUGCCAGUGGGUGCCGCAGCCGGCUUGGCAGUAUCCUCCUGGCUGCCGCGGAUGCGCAUGA
This is a messenger RNA of Symbiodinium sp. CCMP2456, 993 nucleotides long. Lineage: Eukaryota; Dinophyceae; Suessiales; Symbiodiniaceae. The record is from the annotation of a GenBank genome assembly.